CCUACACAAUACACACAGUACACCACAGUCACUGUGUAGUAGCUAAUUAGAUUAGGUUGGCUAAGAGAGCUGCUCCAUGAACACAAGCGCCCCUGACUACUAGAGCUAGCUGCUACCAAGGCCGGCCCUGCGUCUACUAGAGCACGUACGGGGGACCAACUACUAGUCUCCUACCCACUCCUAAAAUACUACUAGUACCGAGGUGAAGAGUAAGAGCCGUCCAAGACUGACAGAGGAUGCGAGUCACAAUGCCUGGACCUCCUCAGUGUAGCAGCAGCGGAGGGCCCACCACUACCACAUGCACACAGCCGUCCUCUGUCCAAGUCAAGGCCAGCUCUAGUCCUGAUCGUGGCCAGUGUAUGCUUCAGGCACACGUGGGCUCUCAGAGGAGAGGAGACUACAAUGGUCGACCUCCAUCUAUUGAUAUCCAUGCUGACAGUGUUCAUACUGACAGUGUCCUGGACAAGCGUCCUUACUCUGAAGGUGAUGACUCAGCACAUCCGUGUGGCUCACCCACCAAGAUUCGUCGCCGUGAGAACAAGUCAGAGUCAGGGUUUGUGUUCCAUCACCCUCCUCCUGGACUAGCCGAGUAUCCCCACACACCCACCUAUCAGCAGCCAUUCAUCAUGGAGGAGGCAUUGUGGCCGCUCACACCUGGCACACCAGGCACACCCCCACCACUCACGCCCACCUACCCUCACCGCUUCCCACACCCACCUAAUUACCCGGGUCAUGUGAUGUAUCAUCCGGAUCACAUGAUACUACAGCAACCUCCAGAGACUAUCGUAUAUCAGCCGCCCGGAGGAAUGCUAUCUCCCGUACCCCCGGUACAUGCCACACCCCUUUACAUGCCACGCCCCUCUGACGCAUCUCCAGACAAGCAAACACCAGAUUCUAGACUGGACGACGCCAUAGAGAUGAUGGCUAGCCACGCCCACAACCACACCUCCUCAAUGCCUUUAGUCUUGCCGAGUCCUGACAUGUGUGACCAUAUACCCUCCCACGCACUCUCCACUGAUGAGACUAAACCCCCGCCCCCACUCAUACGCUCAGCCUCGGCAGGUGAUCCAGGUAGGGGGAGUGGGCGUAUUAGUCCGGGGGCGGAGCGUCGAAAGGUGUCAAAGCUCGGACUAGGGGUCAAGAGGAAACCUUACGUUAGCGACGAGGAACGUCACGGCAAAGAAAAGGAACGCAGGAAUGCCAACAACCAGAGAGAGAGGAUACGAGUUCGUGACAUUAACGAGGCAUUCAAAGAGUUGGGUGAGAUAUGUCACGACUACCUUCAAGUGGAGAAAGCUCAGACAAAGCUAAUGAUCCUCCAUCAAGCUGUGGCUGUUAUAGGCAGUCUAGAGUCUCAAGCACGGGAUAGGCACCUCAACCCAAAGGCAGCUUGUCUACAAAAGAUGGAGGAAGAUAAGCAAACCCUUCGAUUGACGUCCAGUUGUCCACCAACACCCACCGAGCCGGGACCCUCCACUCAACACACACGUCCACACACGCCCCCGUACUUGUCACUCCAACAGACUACACCCCCUCACACUUCUUACACAACCUCACCGCCCCCUCAAGACAAAAUUCCCCGCAAAUUGGACCCUCCCAUGAAACGAAGGAGUCCCUCUGGAAGCUUGAGCCCUACUCUACGCAAGGCACGAGGUGGGCGGAUCCUGUCCAAUGGGGGAAAUCCCUAGGGGACAGGAAAAUCCCCUCCAACAAAGGGGAGAACUCUGAACUCUGACCUAUGUGUGUCCUGUGGCAGCAUUCACUAGCUGUUAUAGAACUGCUAGCUUUGUACGAGUUUGUAUAUCGUGUGUGUAUAUUGCUGAAGAUGUCCGUGCUAUAAUUAUAUGAUAUUACUGAUUUGUACUUCUGAUAUAGCAUUUGUGUACUAUUGUAAGUAUUAUUUUAUUAUCACAACUUUAUUGUCAUUUUUGAUAAUUAAAAUGGUUUUAAAGAAUUUGUCACUGAG
This is a messenger RNA of Halichondria panicea, 1966 nucleotides long. Its product is annotated as protein daughterless-like. Bases 237 to 1688 code for a protein of 483 amino acids. Gene Ontology annotation, cellular component: transcription regulator complex; chromatin. The record is from RefSeq and is a predicted model, not a curated record. Gene Ontology annotation, biological process: regulation of transcription by RNA polymerase II. NCBI's taxonomy places the organism in Eukaryota, Metazoa, Porifera, Demospongiae, Suberitida, Halichondriidae. The transcript has 8 exons. Gene Ontology annotation, molecular function: protein dimerization activity; RNA polymerase II cis-regulatory region sequence-specific DNA binding; DNA-binding transcription factor activity, RNA polymerase II-specific.